Mandrillus leucophaeus (drill) is the source of this 5471-nucleotide messenger RNA. RefSeq names its product von Willebrand factor D and EGF domains (gene VWDE). Bases 288 to 5174 code for a protein of 1628 amino acids. The record is from RefSeq and is a predicted model, not a curated record. Gene Ontology annotation, biological process: anatomical structure development. NCBI's taxonomy places the organism in Eukaryota, Metazoa, Chordata, Mammalia, Primates, Cercopithecidae. The transcript has 29 exons. Gene Ontology annotation, cellular component: cell surface; extracellular region. Gene Ontology annotation, molecular function: signaling receptor binding.
AGUUAGGAAUCUGUCUGAAGAUACAAUCAUGGGAAACUGCCUCUUCCAACGGAACCUUGUGAAGUUUCUUUUAUGGGAGGUCCAUCUGAGCAGUUUCUAGGAUUACCAGGUUUUCAUACAGUCUCUGUUAGAACAGCAAGACGCAGCACGCCGAGAGCUACAUCCUGGUAGCUUGGCUCCUGGCUGUGCGACUGCACGGUGACAUCCAAGGCGGCGGAGCCACUGCCAGGACACGCUGGGCUACGGGGACAGGUUGGGCGUGGCUUUCAGGUCCGCCGGCCGCCAAAAUGGGAAGGGAGGAGUCGCAGAGGGACUGCGCGAAGGCUCUACCCACGAAAGGACUGGCUGCGCCCCAGAACCAGGACGCGGAGCUUCCCUGUUCCAAGCAGGAACAGACUGAGAAAAUCCAAGAAAGGAAGCCCGAGGGGCUGCGGUGGCCCCAUCCUCCCGUCACCCGCGGCCCGGGCUCUGCGACGCCCGUCGCCCCACCCGCGGAAGCAGCGAUGCCUGGCGGAGCCUGGGUGCUGGCGACCGCGCUGAUGCUCCUGGCCCCGGGGGAAGCUCAGGAGUGCUCUCCUGGGGGACAUCAGUUUCUUCAGAGUCCUUAUAGAAGUGUCCAUUUUGACUCGUGGCACCUCCAGCAGUCAGCUGUUCAAGACCUAAUAUGUGACCAUUCCCUCUCCCCCGGAUGGUAUAGAUUUCUCAUCUUGGACAGACCUGCUGAGAUGCCAACCAAAUGUGUUGAGAUGAACCACUGUGGAACUCAGGCCCCCAUCUGGCUGUCUCUGAGCGAUUCAGAAACACUGCCAUCUCCUGGGGAGAUCAAGCAAUUGACAGCUUGUGCAACAUGGCAGUUUUUGUUUAGCACUACAAAAGACUGCUGUCUCUUUCAAAUCCCAGUGUCUGUAAGAAACUGUGGAAACUUUUUUGUAUACUUACUACAGCCAACUCAGGGAUGUAUGGGCUAUUGUGCGGAAGCUAUUUCUGAUGCACAAUUACACCCAUGUGGCUCUGAUGAAACUGAAAUAGGAGGUGAUUGUGUUCGUCAGCUGACUGUCUCAUUGCCACCUCCACCUGCAGGAAGGCCAGAGGUUCUGGUGGAGUUGAUUGAGUCCAGGCUUUUCUGUAGGUGUUCUUUUGAUGUUCCCUCUACAAACAACUCCGUGGGAUUUCACAUAGCUUGGUCUAGGCUUUCUUCUCAAGAAGUCAAAGAGGAGCUGAAACAAGAGACCACAGUUCAGGCAUGCUCUCUUUUAGAACUUGAUGGCAUAAAUCUCAGACUUGGAGACAGGAUAUUCUGUAGCGCUUCUGUCUUUUUCUUGGAUAAUCCACAUGUACAAAGUAUAGCCAUAGAAAGCCAAGAAUUUUUUGCAGGCAUUAAGCUACAGCCUGAAUUGAGCACUAUAUCAGAGGAUGGGAAAGAAUACUACCUGAGGAUAGAAAGCACAAUUCCUAUUAUUUGUUCUGAAUUUAGUGAGCUUGAUCAAGAAUGCAAAAUCUCAUUAAAACUGCAAACUAUUGAUCAAGGUAGAGAGCACCUAGGCUUAAAUUUGGCACUGUCUUCCUGUCAUGUGGACCUUCACCAGACAUCUUCCUGUGCUAAUGGAACCUGUAGCCACACUUUUGUGUACUACACUGCUGUCACAGAUUUUUCUCGAGAUGGAGAUAGAGUUACAAACAUUGUAGUGCAACCAAUAGUUAAUGAGGAUUUUCUGUGGAACAACUACAUUCCAGACAGCAUCCAGAUCAAAGUAAAGGAUGUCCCAACUGCUUACUGCUAUUCAUUUACUGACCCACAUAUAAUUACAUUUGAUGGCAGGGUAUAUGAUAAUUUCAAGACUGGAACAUUUGUGCUUUAUAAGAGUAUGUCACGUGAUUUUGAAGUCCAUGUACGUCAGUGGGACUGCGGAAGUCUUCACUAUCCAGUGUCAUGUAAUUGUGGGUUUGUUGCCCAUGAAGGAGGUGAUAUAGUCACUUUUGAUAUGUGCAGUGGUCAGCUACGUGAAUCACAACCAUAUUUAUUUGUAAAAAGCCAAGAUGUAACCAGGAAUAUCAAGAUAAGUGAAUCUUACUUAGGAAGAAAAGUCACAAUCUGGUUUGCUUCUGGGGCUUUCAUCCGUGCUGAUGUUGGUGAAUGGGGCAUGAGUCUAACGAUCAGAGCCCCUGGUGUAGAUUACAGAAACACUUUGGGACUUUGUGGAACCUUUGAUGAAAAUCCAGAGAAUGAUUUCCAUGACAAAAAUGGGAUCCAAAUUGAUCAAAAUUUUAACAAUUAUGUUGCUUUUAUUAAUGAAUGGAGGAUUUUACCAGGAAAAAGCAUGUUUGACACACUGCCAAUUUCUUUGACGUCACCUGGAAAGCCAUCCUAUUGUAGCUGUUCAGUGGACACUGCAGCGUAUCCAUCUUCCAAUGAUCUGGGCAGUGUUUCUCAAUCAGAAAUCGUCUCGGGUUGCAAAGACCUCAGUCAUGUCAGCUUACCUUCUUUGAUACCAGAACUAGAUGUCACUUCUGAAUAUAUUAAUUCAGGCACUCUUGUCAGAGAGAUAAACAAGCAUACAUCUCAAGAAGAAUAUAAUCUAAAUUUCUUUCCACAAGAAAACAACCACAUAAACCUGACUAAACUAGGCUUAAAUGUACAAAAACAUCCUGGAAAUGAGAAAGAAGAUGCACUAAAAUAUUUGGACACUAAGAAAUAUACACAAGGCCAGGAAAGCCCCAGCCAAGAAAUGAGGUACAAUCGACAAAACAGACGGAAACGGCAAAACUUUUAUGAGUUCCUUCCUUUGUUUGCUUUCCCGAGUCUCAGCCAAACGGAUCUGGAGGAACUUACUUAUUUUUUCCCAGAGGACCACACUGAGGAUGUACAGCAAGAGUUUGUCCCCUCUUGGCCCACACCCUCUGGCCUCACCGAGUACAGCACCUUGACCCUCUGUCAGCAGACUCUAGCCAACUCCAGCAUAGGAAGGCUCUGUCUUGCUUUUCUCGGCAAGAGAAUAGACAGUGUUAUAGAUAUGUGUGUGAAGGAUGUUCUGUUAAAAGAUGAUCUUAGCUGGGCAGAAGCAGGUGUGGCCCUUUUAGAAAAUGAAUGUGAAAAGAGGAUUGUGGAGGAGGGGAAAUAUAACACAGAAGAGUAUGGAACGUCAAUUGAAGACAUUCUCUUAGUGUUAAAAUGUCCCAAUUUAUGCAGCGGCAAUGGGCAGUGUAUGGAAUGGGGGUGUGCAUGUUCCCCAAGCUUUACUUCCUAUGAUUGCAGUGAUUCCUAUGCCAAAUGUGACUCUGAGAUUGAGAAUUUACAGGAGUAUAAUAGCAGUGAAUGGAUGCCUGGAGAACCCAUCUAUACACAGACUGUUUUCCAAAAUAGCAGAGCUGUUGAUUGUCAGCUGCCCAAUGAUGUUCAGCAGUUUGAUACCAUGGAUCUGGUGGGUGGGAAACCAAUUAGGAAGUGGCAGUUGAAGGUAUCUAAUGAUGGUUAUAAAUUCAGUAAUCACAAAAUAAUGGUCAUAUAUGAUGGUGCUUGUCAAUUUUGUGGUCUCUAUAAAAAUGACUCAUGUACUGUAAAGGAAAAUGUUUGCAUUAUUGAUGGACUCUGCUAUGUUGAAGGAGACAAAAAUCCAACCAGCGCUUGUUUGAUUUGUAGACCCAAAAUUUCAAGAUUUACUUGGUCAUUUUUAGAAAACAACCAGCCCCCGGUGAUUCAAGUAUUGCAAGACAAAUUACAGACAUUUUAUGGUGAAAACUUUGAGUAUCAGUUCGUGGCCUUCGAUCCGGAAGGUUCUGACAUCCACUUUACGUUGGACUCUGGUCCUGAAGGAGCAAGUGUUUCCUCUGCAGGGCUUUUUAUGUGGAAAACAGAGUUACUAACUCCCCAACAAUUUACUCUACGCCUUAAUGAUGACUGCGAUGCUGAAACUAGAGUCACAAUUGAGGUGACUGUGAAGUCUUGUGAUUGCUUGAAUGGUGGAUCGUGUGUGUCUGAUAGGAACUUUCCUCCAGGGAAUGGUGUGUACCUGUGUGUCUGCUUGCCUGGCUUCCAUGGUAGCCUUUGCGAAGUCAACACUAGUGGGUGCCAAUCCAACCCUUGUGGUCUUGGCAGCUGUAUUAGUGGUUUUCACAAUUAUUCCUGUGAUUGUCCACCUGAGCUCAAAGUUGAAACACAGUUUUCAAAUAAAUUUACUACACACACUGUGGUUCUCACAAGAUCUGAUAAAAGUAUAAAUAAGGAAGAGGAUGAUAAAGAUGCCCAAGGGAGAAAGAGGCAUGUUAAGCCAACAAACAGAAAUGCCCUUACCAUUUGUAGAUAUCCAUGUGGAAAAAGUAGGGAGUGUGUUGCCCCAAACAUCUGCAAAUGUAAACCUGGUUACAUUGGUUCUAACUGCCAAACUGCUCUUUGUGACCCUGAUUGCAAAAAUCAUGGAAAAUGUAUUAAGCCUAACAUUUGUCAGUGUCUUCCAGGACAUCGUGGAGCAACCUGUGAGGAAGAACAUUGUAACCCACCUUGUCAACAUGGUGGCACAUGCUUGGCUGGGAAUCUCUGCACUUGUCCUUAUGGUUUUGUAGGACCAAGGUGUGAAACAAUGGUUUGUAACAGGCACUGUGAAAAUGGAGGCCAGUGUCUUACACCAGAUAUUUGCCAGUGCAAACCUGGCUGGUAUGGACCCACCUGUAGUACAGCUUUAUGUGACCCUGUUUGCCUCAAUGGUGGUUCGUGUAAUAAGCCAAACACUUGCCUCUGUCCAAAUGGAUUCUUUGGUGAACAGUGUCAGAAUGCUUUCUGUCACCCUCCCUGUAAGAAUGGUGGCCACUGCAUGAGAAAUAAUGUGUGCAUCUGUCGUGAAGGAUACACUGGUAGGAGAUGCCAAAAAAGCAUCUGUGAUCCUAUGUGCAUGAAUGGAGGAAAAUGUGUGGGACCGAACACUUGCUCUUGUCCUUCUGGUUGGAGUGGGAAACGAUGCAACACACCUAUCUGCUUGCAGAAAUGUAGAAACGGUGGUGAAUGCAUUGCUCCCAGCAUAUGCCAUUGUCCUUCCUCCUGGGAAGGAGUGCAGUGUCAAAUACCAAUUUGCAACCCAAAAUGUCUUUAUGGGGGCAGAUGCAUAUUUCCCAAUGUGUGUUCCUGCCGCACUGAAUACUCUGGAGUCACAUGUGAGAAGAAAAUACAGAUAAGACACCAUUGAGUAGCAUCAAGUAUAUGAAUUACAAGCCUGUAUCUUAAGAAUGGAAAUGUUUUGUUCAGAAAAAGUUGGAGAUAACUUGAAGUUUAUUUGAACAUCAUUCAAAAAUAUCUUAAAGACUGAAGAAAUUAAUAAAAUACAUAAUGAUCUCAGUUGUAAUCAUUAGAGAAAAGCAAAGAAGAAAUUCAGGUAAUCUAAAUUUGAUGUUGAGAUGGGAUAGGAUAUUUACAUGUUAAGAUGAUGUAUCUGAUAUUCCAUCCAUUCACAAUAUUUAAUAAACUGAGUAUUUUCUUAGCCCUG